This is a messenger RNA of Anguilla rostrata (American eel), 4143 nucleotides long. RefSeq names its product oxysterol binding protein-like 3b (gene osbpl3b). Gene Ontology annotation, cellular component: membrane; intracellular membrane-bounded organelle; cytosol. Bases 506 to 3139 code for a protein of 877 amino acids. The transcript has 23 exons. NCBI's taxonomy places the organism in Eukaryota, Metazoa, Chordata, Actinopteri, Anguilliformes, Anguillidae. Gene Ontology annotation, molecular function: cholesterol binding. The record is from RefSeq and is a predicted model, not a curated record.
CUGAUCGUUCUCAUAUCUGCACGAACAGGGUAACUGAGUAACACCAAUUUGGGAGAAAAGUUUCAGAUCAUGUUUAAAGUUAAGUGAUUUAGUUACCCCUUACCAUUGGCCGAUAAAUACAUCAUAUCGGAAUUUGCAAAUAUUUUAAAAUAUUUUAUUCUUGCAACUGGGCGUAUGAUGCUUGUGUCUUCCUCAUUAUAUUUCAGGGUGAAAUAUAUUCUCCGUAGCUAGUAGGGAAGCCAAAGCUGCUUCAACGUGAUGCCGUGUAAUUAGAUAACGAUUUUAGACAAUAUCUUAACUGGACAGUUUCGAGAGGAGACAGGGGGAACUCACCGCUGUUCACAACUAAACUUCUGUGAAGGUAGCGAGCACGCUCACAAUGCCUGGCCAGUGAGGAGAUGCGCUGCGUGAGACCCCGCCCUGUGGAAGCAAAGCCCCGCCCCGCCGCAGUGAGGGCCCGCCCAUAAGCUGAGCUCAGAGGAGAGGAGAGGAGAGCAGCGUCGCCAUGUCACAGAAGAUACCGUCACCCACCCGCAGCACCAGCAGCUGCUCCUCCAAACAUGACAGCCGGCAGGACAGCUGGGAGAUCGUGGAGGGACUGCGGGGCGGACUCACUAACGUCCAGGAGCCUCAGAAGCAGGAGGGUUUUCUGCUCAAGAGGAGGAAAUGGCCCAUGAAGGGCUGGCACAAGCGAUACUUCUUCCUGGACCGAGGCAUCCUGAAGUACGCCAAGUGCAGGGCUGAUAUGGAGAAGGGAAAGCUGCACGGCUGCAUCGACGUGGGGCUCUCCGUCAUGGCCAUCAAGAAGAAGGCCAAGUGCAUCGACCUGGACGCCGAAGAAAACAUCUACCAUCUAAAGAUCAAUUCUCAGGAGCUGUUUGACGAGUGGGUCUCCAAGCUGCGGCAUCACCGACUCUACCGUCAGAACGAGAUCGCCAUGUAUCCCCAGGAGAAGCCCCUCUUCUUCUCUCACUUCCCCCCUGCGGUGUCGCCCAACCUGUCCGAAAGCGCCUCUAUGAGGAAGCGCACCCCCCUGACAAAGCAGUCCUCCAUCCACACAUCAAGCCCCUUCCCCAUGACCUUCAACAACCAGGCCAAGGUCACCGCCUUGCUGCAGUCUUCUGAGGACAUGGAGAAGUGCUCCAGAGAGCUCUCAGAGUGUGAAUCCUACCUGCUGGAUCUCAACCAUCUCCUGAGGAGCAUGGAGGUCCUACACCGCACCUACUCUGCCCCAUCCAUCAACGCCCUGCAGGCAUCCACGUUUGACAGUCCUAAGAAGGAGAAGAGGCCUCCGAGGAAGUGGCGCACCAAGAACUAUGGGAAAGACUCCAAAACCACUCUCGAGGUUCCCAGCUGCAUUUCCUCAGGGUCAGUCCGACUUCACGCCUCUAACCCGAAUCUGUCCACCGCGGAGCUGGGCAAUGACAAGAACGACCCCGAGGUGCCCGACUCUCCUUCCGACGUGUCCAAACUGCAGGAGGACUUCUGUCGGGUUGCAAGCACCUUGCAUGCCACCCUGAUGUCCACCUUCAGCUCCUUGUCCUCAGAGAGGGACAGACUGAAGCAAGUGCUGGACCAUGAGACAUGUCAGCCCCCAUCUGCCCAGAUCAUGGGGCUGAAGAACGCUUUGACCUCGGCCAUAGCCCAAAACUCAGAACUGAGGGAGCGACUUUCCAAGAUUCAUGCUGAGUCGUGCAUCGUAGAGCCCUCUGUUGUUUUUAAUCUCAGCACGUCCCCCCUGCAGAAGCAAGACUCCACAGAUGGGUCCCGCCCCCUUGUCCAUCAGGCAUCCAAUGAGAGCAGAACUUCCAUCACAGAGUCGUUGUCGGAGUUCUUUGAUGCACAGGAAGUCCUGCUGUCAGCUAGUUCCUCUGAGAACGAGGUCUCUGACGAUGACUCAUACAUCAGUGACAUCAGUGACAGCGUCUCUGUGGACACCUACACCAAUGAAGUGGAGAGUGAAAGAGCCGUCUCAGAGUAUGUGGAGAAUGGCGCCCUCCAGAGGAGACGCAGGUCCUGCCUGCCUGCCCCCAGCCCCAACACCAGCAGCAUCAGCCUGUGGAACAUCCUGAAGAACAACAUUGGGAAGGACCUGUCCAAGGUGGCCAUGCCCGUGCAGCUGAACGAGCCGCUCAACACCCUGCAGAGGCUGUGUGAGGAGCUGGAGUACAGCGAGCUGCUGGACCGGGCCGCCAGCACACAGGACCCCUUCCUCAGGAUGGUGUACAUCGCCACGUUCGCAGUGUCUGGGUACACGUCCAGUUACUACCGAGCUGGGGGGAAGCCCUUCAACCCGGUCCUCGGGGAGACGUACGAGUGUGACCGCACGGACAAGGGCUUUCGCUUCAUCGCAGAACAGGUCAGCCAUCACCCCCCCAUAUCAGCAUGUCACGCAGAGUCCAGAAAUUUCAUCUUCAGGCAAGACAUGCGCUGGAAGAACAAGUUCUGGGGGAAGUCGAUGGAGAUCGUCCCUGUUGGCACAACCCACGUGCAUUUGCCAGGGUUUGGGGACCACUACGAGUGGAACAAGGUCACCUCCUGCAUCCACAACAUCCUGAGCGGACAGCGCUGGAUCGAGCACUACGGCGAGAUCUCCAUCAAGAACAGCAGCAGUGACGUCUGCCAGUGCAAGGUCACCUUUGUCAAGUGUAAGUACUGGAACUCAAGUGUAAAUGAAGUGGAAGGCGUGAUCACUGAUCAGAAGGGGAAGGUCGUUCACAAGCUGUUUGGGAAGUGGCAUGAGGGAGUGUACUGUGGGGACCCGCCCUCUGCUACAUGCAUCUGGAGAGGAAAUUCAAUGCCUGCUGAUUAUGAACAGUACUAUGGUUUCACGAAGUUUGCCAUUGAGCUGAAUGAGCUGGACCCAGCAGAGAAGCCGCUACUGCCCCCUACUGACACCCGACUGAGAAUGGACCAGAGAUUGCUGGAGGAGGGUAAUGUGGAGUCGGCAGAGGUGCAGAAGCAGAGGAUCGAGCAACUCCAGAGAGAAAGGAGGAGAGUCCUGGAGGAGAACAACAUGACACACCAACCGCGAUUCUUCAAGAAGUCAAAGGACGACACGUGGGUGAGCAACAACACAUACUGGGACUUGAGAAAGGACCCGGGCUUCACCAACUUGGACUGCGCUGUGCUGUGGUGACCCGGUGAGGCAGAGCCCAGUCUGUGGCCCACCUGCUUCCAACGGGGCGGAGCCUGGUUCUGAGAACCGCUGCCCCGCCCUCCGACGGACUCGUCCGCUCGCUCCAUGCACCCCGUGCAGCUUGAUUGCCCCCUUGCUCUCAAUAGCAGUCUGUUUUUCCUGCAGCUCAUCAUGUUCAAGGCCUUAAUGCAAAGUGCUUAUGGGAAUUGUGUAGCAUUUGUAUGCAAACAUGUCCUGAAUGUUAAGAAAAUAUGCAAGCUGGGCUCUGCCUGACAUCACUACUUUCACUGUGCACUGAACGUAGCACACAGAGAAGUGGACUGACGCAUCGCAUCGGUACAGAGGGAGGCUUCUCCUCCUUAAACUGCUGGUCCACACUAAAACCUGGUUGUCUUCAUAUGUUAAACUGCACAUUGUAUGAUACUGUCUUAUUGCCUAAUAUUUUCUACCUCCCAUGUGAAAUGGCAUAGAAAUGAUGCUGACACUGAAUUGCGUAUGUAUGACAUUGCAAUGAAUCAGCGCCUGUUCGAUGCCUUACCAGUUACAUAUAGGACACCAUGUUUUAAUCCAACCUGGUUAAAACCGUAUAUUGCUUUUAUUAAAAAACUAUGUACUAUAUUCAAAUUUGUAUGAGUAACAUGGAGCACGAGUGAUAUCUUUGAAAAUUCUUAACGAAAAUUCAUGUCUUGCAGAAUUUAGAAGUCCAAGAUCUUUGUUGACUUUUCUGCAAACAUCAAAAUUGGACUUGGAUUGUUUUUUUAUACUCCGAAUGUAUGUAUGUCAAAUGUAUGUGUGCCGUACAUAUUUGGCCUAUGUUCUAUGUAUCAUGCUAUCUGAAUAAUAACGGCCAUGCUCUUUCAAUGACUGGCGUUCAAUAUAGAUACCAUAAAUUACAUAAAUAAUAUAAAGACCCAAGGGUUGUUACGGCAGUGAUUCCUUUUUACUGCGGUGUGGCAAAUGUGUUGUCCACACCCUGUCGUUAUCAAAUAAACUUAUGACAUUGA